This is a messenger RNA of Spirometra erinaceieuropaei, 3660 nucleotides long. Lineage: Eukaryota; Metazoa; Platyhelminthes; Cestoda; Diphyllobothriidea; Diphyllobothriidae. The record is from the annotation of a GenBank genome assembly.
AUGUUUGACACGGAAGAUGAUCUCGAUGCCGAAUUCCCCCCUCUCAAACCUUCAGACCCCAUGCAGAAGUACGAGUUCGACUCGCUUGCCCUGGUUGACCGCGAGAUCGACAAGUCAAUCGCCAAAAAUGGCAGUGAAUCCCUGGUGUUUGUAACUGUGUAUGUCUUUUUCCUAUAACCACUCCCACUGCAUUUUUUGCAUGAAUUUUUCGCUCUUGUUUGACGUGAGAGAAACUGGAUGUUCGCUAAACGACUGGUCCAGGUAUCAGACGUUUCCUUCGCAUUUCUAAAAUGUGCUUCCUCAGUCGGACCGAGUACUUUUAUUUCUCCAAACGCAUCCACGCUCUUGAAAUUUACUUGUGGUUGCUCUUUUUUUAAAAUUCGCCCUCAGACAUUUGGCUCAGGGUAUCAGCCUUCUCCGAUUUCCCGUCAGUGCGACGCUGCAGAUGGUUAUGGAUUGCGCCAUAAAGCGUCGGCAAUUGCGUCAGCAUGUUGGUUAUGCCUACAGACUUGAACGAUGGAUAGACCCUACUGAAUCACAUGACAAUGCAGGGGUUGCUCCUACUUUACGUGAGCCUCUAGACUUGACUCUGCGUCUCUCGGACUGUCAAGAACUGGAUAUGCCCUUGCGGUUUGUCCUUAUUCGCGAGCACAGUGAGUGGCCGGAUUCCCCUUCUCCGUUUUUGUUCAUUUGAGUGAUUUGCCCCAGCUCUUUUAGAUUUAUAUCCGCUGUAUCAUGACUGCAGUGCAUCAUAGCUAAACUGUAUGCAUUUCUCGACGGAAUUUUUAAUCGCAUGAUUAUUCAUUCUGCUUAACAGUAUUUUGCCCGCCGGCCUGUUAAAAAUAUCCCGAUCUCCUCUUCAUCAAUCUUCUAAAAUUUAUUUUCCCUAACGUGACUGAAUUUCGCUCAUCCUUCCUAGGUUUCUUUUAUUUUGUCAAAGACUUACAGUUUGCAUGUUUCGUGUGAAGUGAAAUACAGCCGAACGGAAGACGAUGGAUGAGAAGGAAGUCUGAGGAAACAUGUUCUUAUUGCUCGUCUUGGCUUGUGUCCGUAAAGUUGUUCGUUCGUGUUAACCUCUACCGUUACUUGCACCGGUCUGUCACAUCAUGGAGGUUGCUGUAGUACACCAAAAGAUGGUUUAUAUUGGCCAAACUAGAACUAUAAAACUGUCAUCUUACCACCAGAAUGCAUGUACUCCUCAAUUUCUCCACACUCCACCGUGUGUGCCGUCUAGGUCGAUACGAUCCCGCUGUUGACGACACUGAUGACGUGAAUCUACCCGCGCAGACUGCUGCCGGUGCGUCUGAUCUUCCGCUGUUAGUUCUGCAGUCCCGGAAAUAUCGGGCAUCUCAACUGCGAGGUCUCUCUACCCGUGAAGUGCAGCUGAGUAAGUACGCCUAUUUACGCCUUUAGAGUGUUAUAAAAAAUGUGCAGGUUUUUAUCUGCGCAAGUCUCUUGAUUCCAAGUGACUGUUUCUAACCUUGUUCCUUAUGCUGGAAUUCUAGUUAAUCUCAAAUUUCUCGGCAUGUCCCGCUAUUUCCACAUGUUUUCUUCCCUCCCAGCCGUUUCUCCAGACCGUCUUGACCUGCAGCCUUCACGUCGCCCUAAACUCUUUCGCGGUUUCAAGUCCCUCUCCAUACCCAUGUGCAAUGUCCUGGAAUGCUCCACUCCUCUUUCUUCCACCGAAACCGCUGACCAGCCGCUAACGAAAGUUCGUUUCGCUAUCACUUACCUGGUGAGUCUACAUCCCGAAUGUUACCAACUCAUUCGUUUCUUGCAUGGGAGGUCCCAGUCCAUCUAGCUUAUGCUGGCUUCUUAUUUCUCCGAAAUUGGUGAACUCUGUCUGAGGAUGAAAGCAAGAGUUUACAAUUUAUGUGAAUCAGGAAGUUGACCUCAUACAGCUGUCUUUGGCUGAAGGGGUCAGGAGACAUUAGAAAAUUUAUGUUUACCUGAUCGAGUUCUAUGAGGUUCUUUUGCGUUCAUUUCGAAAUUCGCCUUACAGUCAAAUAGUCUUACCUGCCCUAACUACUUUACAUACGCGUAGUUUAUUUUUCCUAGCUAUACUGGCACACCUAAGCUAGAUCCAAUAGAAGAACGGACAAAAUUAUCAGGUUAUGGCAUGAAUAACGAUACAAACGAACCUGAGUUUGCCAUCUAACAAGAUAAGACGGAACCAUCAUCCAGAAGUAGACGCACUCAAGCACGUCGACUUGAAAUGUAUCGCGGACGCCCUCUGGUGAUUUUCACCAAACAUUCUAUCUGUUCGAUCCAUUCCAUAUAUAGCCCAUUCCUUCGCACGGCUCCCAAGUGCACUUUCAAACUUCACUGACUGUGUUCCACCUCGACAAUAUUAGUCAAGAUGACCAGAAGCUUCUACUGUUGCACUAUUGCUUACUCUUCUUAGUCUGUAUAAACAUAUAAUGGGCUGGCGUAUUCAAAGUGGCAGUAGCAGUUUCAUCCGGUCAUCGCCAUUCUGCUUGCAUAAGUUGGGGGUAUUUUCCAACCUACUUCUGCAGGAGUGGACAGAUUGGUCCGGACUGGGACUGAUAAAUCGUAUUCAUGCGGAUGCUUGGGUGCUAAUGAUUUGCCUUCCGCUCUCUGUCUGGUAUUCACAACCACACGAAACAUGGUUUAAGCGAUGACCUUGUCUCCUCUUAUUUGCUGUCGACGCCUGGUCCUUUGACAGGGUUUCCGAGGGCUGACAGAACUGUGAGCUGCGCCAGUAUCGAGAAUGGUUUCGUUCAUUUUUCGUCUGCCCGGAAGAAAAAUAGCUCCUAGGGUUAGUAGUACCUCUUUUGGGUUGACUGACGUUAAUUUGUGGGUGCACUUUAUUGCUCUAGAGCACUUUUGGAGAAACCGUCGUUCUUUAUGCAGAACUUUAUAAACCGUUUCGUAUGUUCUCAUCCUAAUCACCUGACUAGUGAAGCGUUCAAACAAUUGACUCUGAGGGUCUGCCCCUGGGCUAUUAGUCCAAGUCCCGUCCUCCGUCGAUUGAUGAAGGAAAGUGUAUUACUAACCAUGCUGAGCAGAGGAAUUCCACCAAAGUACGCUGGCAUUUUGUACACAAGCGGUCCCCAACAUUUGCUUUGCCGUGUUAGGAGUUCUCCUUCCUAAUACAUUUACCUUGGAACCUCUGAAGUGCAUUGACGAUGAGCAAAGUCACAGUUUCCGUCGUGUCACACCGUCGUCUUGUCUUUGUUGUGUAUUUAUGCGUGGUCGGCGUGUGGCAUGCGUACACGGCGACUCAACAUGUUGACCAUUGUGCCAACAUUCGCUUACUUGUACUUAUUUUCUAACUUAUAAUUUGUCCUAACUUACAUUUGGCAGUGCAAUGUUCUUUAAACCAUCAAAAGUUGCUAGUGGUCAUGGCAUCGGAAGUUGCCGCACCGAUUGCGGGCUACCGCAACUUUUCGGUCGUAGCUGUAAUAUACGUGAUAAUCCUAUAUAUCUCUCUCAUUACCUUCGCAGCCUCAGCCCAUUGACAACUCCGGGACCGCCUCCGCAGAGGAGGCAUUUGGACUUGAGCAAACAGUGGACCUACAUUUUGAGGCUCAGUGGACUAGUGCUCGCGCUGUCUGUCAGCACCUGAACCUCAUAUUUGCAUGUUACGCCAGUCCCUUGCGCGAGACCUACGCAAGACUUCGCUCGGGAGUCUCCUAA